AAACAUGGCAGCUGCAUCAAGUCCAGCGGUCUCCGACCAGGCAGGCAAAGUACCACAGUCGGGAGUAAUUCCAUUUGACAUUUCCCAGCCUCCAACUAUCGAAGGGUUUAUCCCUUUGCCGAAACUGACCGAAGAGACGUUCAAAGAAAAGUUCAUUAGAAAAACGAAGGAGAACCCCUUUGUCCCUGUAGGUUGCUUGGGAACCGCAGGAUUUUUGCUUUAUGGUCUCCGCGCCUUCAAGCAAGGCAAAACCCGGCAGUCCCAACUGCUGAUGCGAGGGCGUAUAUUUGCUCAAGGCUUCACUGUCGUUGCCAUCAUUGUAGGUGUCGUUACAUCUGCACUGAAAAACAAGCAAUGAAGAU
This is a messenger RNA of Lampris incognitus (smalleye Pacific opah), 362 nucleotides long. RefSeq names its product HIG1 hypoxia inducible domain family, member 2A (gene higd2a). The record is from RefSeq and is a predicted model, not a curated record. The transcript is spliced from 2 exons. Gene Ontology annotation, biological process: mitochondrial respirasome assembly. Bases 5 to 358 code for a protein of 117 amino acids. Lineage: Eukaryota; Metazoa; Chordata; Actinopteri; Lampriformes; Lampridae. Gene Ontology annotation, cellular component: mitochondrion.